This is a messenger RNA of Solanum dulcamara, 1386 nucleotides long. Its product is annotated as WD repeat-containing protein VIP3-like. Gene Ontology annotation, cellular component: Cdc73/Paf1 complex. Bases 118 to 1089 code for a protein of 323 amino acids. Lineage: Eukaryota; Viridiplantae; Streptophyta; Magnoliopsida; Solanales; Solanaceae. The record is from RefSeq and is a predicted model, not a curated record. The transcript is spliced from 2 exons. Gene Ontology annotation, molecular function: protein binding.
ACUCAAUUGCAAAAUAUAUAAAUAAAAUUCUACCGUCUUCUUCUCCGUUAGCGAAAUUCACGACAGAGCCCUUCAAUUUUCCUUAGGGUUUAAUUCUUACCCAAUCCAAAAAUCGCCAUGAAAUUAGCUUCACUUGACAGUGUACAAAAUGCUCACGACGAUUCCAUUUGGUCGGCGGCGUGGGUCCGGUCGACGGAGGAAUCUCCGGCGUUACUUCUCACCGGAGGUCUUGAUGAAACUGUGAGGCUAUGGGACCCGAGUAACUUUACUUGUGUUCAAACUUUCACCGGUCAUUGUCUCGGUGUUGUAUCUGUUGCUACUCAUCCUACUCGUAGAAUCGCUGCAUCUGCUUCUAUAGAUAGCUUUAUUAGAGUUUUUGAGGUUGAUACUAAUAAGACUAUUGCUACUCUUGAAGCUCCUCCUUCUGAAGUCUGGCAAUUGCAAUUUAGUCCCAAUGGUAGCAAUCUGGCAGCAGCUGGAGGUGGUAGUUCAUCAGUCAAGCUAUGGGAUACUACUCAGUGGGAACUUGUUAUCACAAUGUCAAUUCCUCGUCAAGGAGCCCCACAACCAUCUGAUAAAAACACCAACAAGAAAUUUGUCCUUUCAGUUGCAUGGAGUCCUGAUGGUAGGCUUCUUGCUUGUGGAUCAGUUGAUGGGACUAUUUCUGUUUUUGAUGUAGCUCGUGCCAAGUUCCUUCACUUCUUAGAUGGCCAUAGCAUGCCUGUGCGUUCUCUGGUGUUUUCACCUUCACUUCACGAUUCAAGAAUACUCUUCUCUGCAUCAGAUGAUGGUCAUGUGCAUGUGUACGAUGCUGAGGGGAAAACAUUGCUCACAUCUUUAUCGGGUCAUGCAAGUUGGGUUCUGAGUGUUGAUAUCUCCCCAGAUGGGGCUGCAAUUGCAACAGGUUCAAGUGACAAGACGGUCAGGCUGUGGGAUCUUAAGAUGAGAGCGGCUACACAAACUUUAACCAGCCAUACAGAUCAGGUUUGGGCUGUGGCUUUUGGACCAACAUCAAGGACUGAUGUUCGGUCCUGUAUGCUUGCAAGCGUGUCUGAUGACAAGAGUUUAUCAUUCUAUCAGUACUCUUGAUUGUUGUGGGUUAAUCACCCAUUGCAUGCCUAUAUGUUGGUAGGAUGUAUCAAGAAAACAUUUGGUUUCUUUUCGAUGGCAUGACUUUAGGUUUCAGAGUCAUACAACACGAAAUGCUAUUGAUUCAAUCUCUAGAAAACAUAUCAAUUUCAUAUCCAGUAGGGUUGACCUCUUAUGAAGCAGAGCAUGCUCACUUUCUUGAUGUUCUUCGUUAUUGUAUAAAUUAUCGAUGGAGCAGAUACUUAUUUCCCGUCAUUUGGGACAACUGUCGGAGUUCCUUCCUGGUGCUUUCGUUGA